GCGAGUCACAUGGGUCCGGGCCUCAGGCGGCGGGCGCUGGUGCGACGUCAACGCAGCCCGCUAAGCUCCCUCGGCCGGUGUACCGGGGCUCAGCUGUGGCAGAGUCCUCCCAGGUCCCGGGUCCGGAGGUUUGCUGAGAACCUUUGUGGCUGUCAUGGAUAACUCCGGGAAGGAAGCGGAGGCCAUGGCGCUGUUGGCCGAGGCGGAGCGCAAAGUGAAGAACUCGCAGUCCUUCUUCUCCGGUCUCUUUGGAGGCUCAUCCAAAAUAGAGGAAGCGUGUGAAAUCUACGCCAGAGCAGCAAACUUGUUCAAAAUGGCCAAAAACUGGAGUGCUGCUGGGAGCGCCUUCUGCCAGGCCGCCCGGCUGCACCUGCAGCUCCAGAGCAAGCAUGACGCGGCCACCUGCUUUGUGGACGCUGGCAACGCCUUCAAGAAAGCCGACCCCCAAGAGGCCAUUAACUGUUUGAUGAGAGCCAUCGAGAUCUACACAGACAUGGGCCGAUUCACAAUCGCAGCCAAGCACCACAUUUCCAUUGCUGAGAUCUAUGAGACAGAGCUGGUGGACAUUGAGAAGGCCAUCGCCCACUACGAGCAGUCUGCAGACUACUACAAAGGCGAGGAGUCUAACAGCUCAGCCAACAAGUGUCUGCUAAAGGUGGCUGGCUACGCCGCCCAGCUGGAGCAAUAUCAGAAGGCAAUUGACAUCUAUGAACAGGUAGGAACCAACGCCAUGGAUAGCCCCCUUCUCAAGUACAGCGCCAAGGACUACUUCUUCAAGGCGGCUCUCUGCCACUUCUGCAUCGACAUGCUGAAUGCCAAGCUCGCUGUCCAGAGGUACGAGGAGCUGUUCCCGGCCUUCUCAGAUUCCCGGGAGUGCAAGCUGAUGAAGAAGUUGUUAGAAGCUCAUGAGGAACAGAAUGUGGACAGCUACACAGAGUCGGUGAAGGAGUACGACUCCAUCUCACGGCUGGACCAGUGGCUCACCACGAUGCUGCUGCGCAUCAAGAAGACCAUCCAGGGCGAUGAGGAGGACCUGCGCUAGGCCCUGUCUCCCGCCUGUCUUCUGUCUGCUCAGAGAGGCGGGGCCUGAGACUAGCUCGCCUUGAGACCUUCCCUCCCCUUCCCCACCUGGGGAGUCUUGCAGGCCACGUGGGUGGCAGUGUGGGCUUAGCACCACUUCAGGGUGCCAGAGGCCAGGGCCUGCUGGCUGGACAGUCACCCUCUGUUCUCGCUACAUCCCUCACCCCUGCCCAUUUAUUUAAGCCCUUGAAGGUGUCCUCCACCCAAGAAACCAGGUGUACAGAAUCUUUAAUAGAGACCUGUUUGCUCUGGGUCCUGCCGGAGUCUGGGAUCAGCGUCUGGUCCUGGCUCCUGAGCAGCUGAGCCGCAAGGUCGGCGGCUUCUCACCCACCUUGUCCCUAGAUGAGUCCUAAGUACACACAGCCACUGAGAUUUGCUCUCACUGCUCGGGGUGCGUUUUGCCCCAACAUUCUGCAGCCCCUACCUCUCAGGUCAGCUCUGGGCCCUGGAGCCCAGAGGGUGUCCCCCACACCCACCCUUGCGCCUGCUCCUUCCCUAGUGCUUCAAGGUUUUGUCGGUUGGUUGGAAGCUGCGGCUGCCCGAGAAGGAAAAUAAAAAUCGCCACUUUUGCAUGA
Molecule: messenger RNA, 1655 nt
Organism: Urocitellus parryii (Arctic ground squirrel)
Lineage: Eukaryota; Metazoa; Chordata; Mammalia; Rodentia; Sciuridae
Gene: Napa
Product: NSF attachment protein alpha
Biological process (GO): regulation of synaptic vesicle priming; SNARE complex disassembly; intracellular protein transport
Cellular component (GO): terminal bouton; synaptobrevin 2-SNAP-25-syntaxin-1a complex; vacuolar membrane
Molecular function (GO): syntaxin binding; soluble NSF attachment protein activity
Source: RefSeq, a predicted model, not a curated record